Messenger RNA from Apiotrichum porosum, 942 nucleotides. RefSeq lists its product as uncharacterized. Lineage: Eukaryota; Fungi; Basidiomycota; Tremellomycetes; Trichosporonales; Trichosporonaceae. The transcript has a single exon. The coding region runs from base 1 to 942 and encodes 313 amino acids. The record is from RefSeq and is a predicted model, not a curated record.
AUGUACGCGACGCCUCGCCUGAUGAAGUUGCGCCACGUGCCCACUUCCGACACGGCGUUCUACUGCUCAGAGGAGAAGAUGGGCUACGAGCUUGCCCCCAACGGCACAGACAUGUUUGCCGACUGGGAGCACCACCUGGCCUGCCGCCAGCUGGGCCUCCCUGUGCAGCUGUCCAAGUGGAACCUCGCGACUCACCGCCGCCUGUCUGCCGAGGCUUCGGGAGAGUCCAUGUCCGUGGCCCAGACGACCUUGCCAGAGGAGAACGAGGUUGAGGUUGGCGAGCUGGUCGAGGUCGUCAUCAGCCCACCUGAGCCUCGCGACAACUGCAUCAUGCCGCCCGAGGAGGUCCGCAGCCUGUACCCCAUCCGCCGCAUGGUCGUGGCACCCCAGUUCAUCACAGCCCCGACCACCCCGCUGCCCAGCAUUCCCGCCACCCCUGCCACCCCGACUUUUCUCCCGUCCAACGAUGACAGCGACGACGCUCCUCCUCGCCGCGUCUCCUCCCCCAACGCGCGCCAGAACCGCCGCGCAGCCCUGUUUGGCCACGAGGGCGUGAUCGUCACUCCUCCCGCGUCCCCCGAGCAGCGCUCCCCCAUCACCGGCGUGUUCGAGGUGCAGCCCAGCGCUGCGGCGUUCACCGACCCGACCGCCAUCCCGCGCGCCGCGGCCCGCAAGCUCGGUCUCGAGGACAAGGAGCCGGCAGCUUGCGCCGCGGCGACUGAAAGCCUCGCCAGCCGGUACUCGACCGAGUCGUUUGCUCGCUCGGACGCAAGCUAUGACCCGCGCUUCCCCAAGAGCCUGUGCGAGGACGUGGUGGACGGCGACUCGGACUCGUGCAGCAGCCUCCGGGGCCUGCGUCUGCGCCUCAAGGAGAGCGAGCGGCCUCGCACGCUUGACAUUGAGGUGAUGCUUGCCAACCUCAAGGACUCUGCGCUGCUGUAG